UGGUCACGCCUGGCCUUGGCGGUUCAUGUGUACGGGGCAAAAUGGCCGCUUCCACCUACCCGCAGACGCAAACAAUAGCUGAGCAGCCGUCCGGGUCCAGCGGACGGGAAUUCGACACGCUGCAACUUCUGAACGGCAGCGAAGACGACUGGAUGCCAUAUCUGGGAGACACGUCCCCGAGCUCCGAUAGGAAGGAUGAUUUUUCCCUAGAGCCAGAGACCAAAUGCCUGGACUUCCCUGCAGAAGCGGACAAGGAUGACGGUAAAGUUAAGGACUGCUUGGAGUGCGAAGUGUGCGGGGCCGUUUUCGAGACGCGACGGGGCCUCUCGAGCCACGCCCGCUACCACCUGCGCCAGCUGGGCGUCACCUUGUCGGACAGCAGCGGGGCCCCCAUCGAUCUGCUCUACCAGCUCGCCAAGGAAGGGGCCCUGGACGAGAGCCUCCUUCGAAGCCCGUCCGGCCCCCCUCCGGCCAAGAAGCACCAUCACCAAAGCGCCAAGUCCCGGAAAGGCGUCGGCCCCAAAGCUCGCUGCAAGGCGGCGGCCGACGACGGCAAGGGCGCCUCUCUCCCCGGCCGCUCCGUCUCGCCUUCCCCCCUCGUCCGUUCCCGCUCCGCUUCUCCCGUGCUGAGGUCAGCCCCCGUCUCCUCCCUGCUUCCCGCCUCGUCCCCGCUUCGCUCCUCGGAGCCUAAAGGGACGGCUGCGAGGACCGUGCCGUCUUCCCACCGCGGAGGCGCGAAGCCCCUGUGGGCGCCCCAGGACACCGACGCCCCCCUCAACCUGGCCCUGGACGCGGAUCCCACCAAGGACAUUGUGUGCGAGCUGUGUGGAGCGUGGUUCGAGACGCGGAAGGGCCUCGCCAGCCACGCCCGGGCCCACCUGCGGCACCUCGGGGUCCUGGACGCCGACUCCAAAGGCUCUCCGAUUGAUGGGCUGCACCAGCUCAUCCGCAGCGAGGACUUCCGUCGCCGGCUCGCUUCCCUUGACCCCAAGGAGGCAGCGGAGCUCUGCUUGGCCCCUUCCUCAUCUUCAUCCAAGACUACCAAGCGCUCUUUAUCUCGCGUCUCCUCCCCAGGGGGAUCCAAGGGCACCUCCUCUAUGCUGAGCCCCUCUCUCGGCAAGAAGCCCAAGGCCUCGGCAGCGCAGCAGGGUUUCGGUCUGAGCGGCAAGGAACUGGGACCCCGCUCUGGGGGUGAGAGCGACCUGGUGAAGGAGGUGGAGUGCGAAUUCUGCGGGGAGUUCUUCGAAAACCGGAAAGGUCUGUCGAGCCACGCCCGCUCGCACCUGCGGCAGAUGGGCGUGACAGAGUGGACGGUCAACGGCUCGCCCUACAAUACGCUUAUGGAGGUGGUUGCCCGUCGCGGGCUUUCCUGCGCAGUGCCUCCCCGCACCGUCACCUCCCCGCGUCUGUCCCCCGGGCCCCCUGUCCUGUCCCCGCCAGCCUCUCCCUCUUCUCCUGGAGCCCUCAAGCGCCUGACUUCUACCCUUGAUUCUCCCCGUGGCCGGCAACCCACCGCUCGCAAGGCAUGCAGGCCAAAAAUGGAGAAUCCCUCUCUCGAGCUGUCCGGGCGGGCUCUUGAACGUGCCCCUCUACAGCACAGCUGGCCAGACGAAGAAGAGGCCGCGAAGCCCCUCCAACUGGUUUCUGCCGUUAAAGCCCAAGAGCCGGAUCCUUUGCAGGAAGUGCAGUGCGAGUUUUGCGGAGAGUCCUUCGAGAAUCGCAAGGGCCUGUCGAGUCACGCGCGCUCGCACUUGCGGCAGAUGGGCGUCACCGAGUGGACGGUCAACGGGUCGCCCAUCGACACGCUGGUAGAUGUGGUGCGAAAGAAGGGUCUGCCCAACGAGGGGCGGGUGAAGGAGGAGCCCCCUUCCUCCUGGGAGGAGCUCGACCAGCAGUCAUCGCAGCUCCCCGGCAAGUCCCCGCCUGGCCUCGUCCAGUCGAGCCCCAAAGUCCACAAGUACAGCUUCUCCUUGCCCCAGUCCUCUGGGAAGGGUGCAGACGCAAUGGGCGCCUCCCUUCUGGGAAAAAAGUCGUCCCCUAGGGAGAGUCGCCCGGAGGAGAAGAUGUCGUCGCAGCUGAAGACCUUCUCAUCCCCUUCGAAGGAUUCGCUCACCGCGAGCAAGUCGGCUGUGGAGAAACCGAGCUCAGGGCAUGUAGAUGCCAGCUGUGAGCUCUGCGGCUUCUGCUUUGAGAACCGCAAGGCACUCGCCAGCCACGCACGUGCACACUUGCGCCAGUUCGGCGUGACAGAGUGGCGGGUCAACGGUUCGCCCAUCGAGACCCUGCAUGCCUGGAUACGCAAGGAGCCGCGGAGGGUGGCGGAGAUGCAGCGUCGCUGGGCACAGGGUGGACCGCCCCGGCCUAAGAAACAGAAGUCCAGCUCCUUCCUCGUUUCCCUGUCCCAUCCGGGCGGUUCACUGGCUCGGUCGCAGAAGCCCCUGUCUUCUGGGGCUUCAGGUCAUCGUGUGGGGAGAGAGGUUGCAGGGGGCGUGGCGGGGUCUUCUCGCUCAGCAGAUGGGAGGUUCCACGGCAGGCCCUCCUUGCAGCACGGCCACGGUAAUCGAGUGGCCGCCCGCCGUGGCGACACCCUGCUGCAGUCGCAGGCAGCUCACAGUCAGCUCAAUGUCCGUUCUCCCCGAGGCUUUGAGCGCCGUCCCCCGAAGCAUCUGGUCUCCUCGGAAGGCAGAGAGCAGGAAUCGGGCAGCUCGCAGGCUCCCCGGACCGGCACCGUCCCUGCUCUCGUGCCAAAGCCUCCAUCCACCCCUCUUGUUAAGGUGGUGGGCGAUGUCUAUUCCCUUAGGUGCCGGUUCUGUGAAGUGGAGUUUCGCGGACCCCUGUCGGUGCAAGAGGACUGGGUCCGACACCUACAGCGACACAUCCUGGGCCUCAAUUUCAACAAGCGGGAUCCUCCUGCUCCACCUCCCCGGGCUGACGCCGCCAUCGCCCCUGCCUCAGCAAUCGCAGCAGAGGCCCCCGCACCGGGUCCCGCGUCGGGCCCCUCGCCAGGCCCCGCGCCAGGCCCUCCCCUGCCCCCCGCGUCACCCUUAGCCCCUUCCCCUACCCUUGCCGCAGCCCCAGUGUCUGUGCCAGCCUCCGUUCCCAUCACUGCUCAUGCUGUGUAGCACCCCCAUUUUCAUGGUUCUGUGUCACUGGCUCCUUUAGACUCAUUUUGUAGUUUUACUAACGAAUACUUGUUUUAAGAGGGUGUUUUAAAGCCAGCGUCAGGGUUGACAGCAGGCCUUUCGGAAGCGCCGGGAUUCGGUUCAGUCGCGACGUGGCCCUUCCAGGGCAUUUCUCUUGCGCAGUACUUAGGGAGCCACACAUAUUUGCAGGCCUUUGCUAAAAAUGUUCACAAGGGCAGCGUAUCUUUGGAGAUGCAAUUGCGAGCGCUGACAGAAAGGCCAUGUCCGUGUCUGGGGCGCCGGUGGCUCCAGGGAGUUGUGACAACGGGGUGCUGGGAGUUUGUGACAGGUGUUGCUAGGGGCAGUAGCCUUGUGUUCCAGCAUAUCGAAACGCUAACCGUAAAGUCUGCUGUUGAGGGACUGUCCACUACUGAUCAAUUUUUGCCGUACAGGGAAAGCGGAACUGUGUUGCUUCAUCUAAUUUUAAAAUGCGGUGAUCAUUUUAAUCUGUUUUUACCACUUCUUGUUGUUUCGUCGCACUCCAUGCUGGAAAAUAGGACGCAGUGACAAAGCAGCCGUUCCAGUAAAUGGAGACGCGCGCGUUCUGUUUUCAGUUCUAUGUUUGUGGCACGUGUACUAAUGGAGACCUGUGUGUGGAACUGAUCCGUGUCAUUUUGGCGCAGGAUGUCGAGUGUCAUCUUAAGAGUGGACUCUUUGGGGGUCUGCCUUGAAUUUUACAAUCUCGAGAUCGGGUUUUGCUGCACACUGCCCCUCCCCGCAAGACGUCGUGCGUCCGAACCGCUCGCUCUGUCGGCACGGUAGGUAUCGGCCAUCGGUCAGUAGCGUGAUUCGUGGCCCUUCACGUGCCAGUCGUUCUUUACCUGCUCCCUGCUCCUGCCGGCCGUGUUGCUUGUCACGUGCUCGUGGCCCCGUGGCUGGCGCAGGGGAGCACAUCUGCUGCUUGUCUGCGAGCUCACAAGGAUCUGGCCUCUGUGCAGCUGCUCAUACGAUCACAAGCAAAGAGGCGGAUACCCGCGCGGCUCGUGUUCAGCUGCCUUGAACGCAUCCGGCGUGUUGUGGCACUUGGUGGGGAUCGCUGGCCGGGGCGAUGGCGUUAGGGCGGUGACCUUUCACCCCGACCUCCUCCUGUAGAUUAAUCCCGCUGUAGAUGUCAUAUGUUGUACGACAUUCUCUGUAUGUCGUUGCGCAGCCCUCUUACGUUACCUGGCGUAUGUACUCCUCAGAAAACGCAGUGUCGAGCGGAGCAAUAACUUGAAGGCUUUGUCAAAUGUGCCAUUGUUGUUUGAAAAGAAAAAAUAAUUUUCCCAUUUGACCCUUCCUUUUCAUGGAUUAUAAAGCUGUGUUUUUAUAAAAUGGUUAUGGCCAUUGUUAUGGAUAGCUAGUUAUCAAUUGUGCUCUUAAUUCUGUUAAUGUAAUUUACUGUAGACCUUUUUACUGUUUUUAAUUCGUUUUAUAUUGAAGGGAUAUGUUUUAUUGUUUUUUUUCUUUCGUAUUCUUAAAUUGAGUCAGUGUUUGUGUACAUUUGUGUAUGUGAAGGACAAAAAGAUGUCUUGUGUUUAGAUGACAGGAGAUGACAAUUCCUCUGAAACGGGACCACUCUGUACACAAGUUUACUGUUAUCGUUACCGCGGUCACUGAUGCCGCUGUUCCCCUGAAAACUGCCUUUGCUGGUUCGGUGCGGUGGUUCAACUGGUGAAACAAGUACGUGAGGCUGGUACUGGGCUACGUUGUCCAUGGGCUUAAUGCUCUUUGCUUCCGGGAUGGAAGUAAUGGGGGGUGGGGGUCUGUGUUAUACAUAAAUUCUGUGAUUGUGUGAUCAAUAAAUGUGAAA
Molecule: messenger RNA, 4974 nt
Organism: Scleropages formosus (Asian bonytongue)
Lineage: Eukaryota; Metazoa; Chordata; Actinopteri; Osteoglossiformes; Osteoglossidae
Product: protein Wiz-like
Exons: 10
Coding region: 42-3122 (1026 amino acids)
Biological process (GO): regulation of transcription by RNA polymerase II
Cellular component (GO): nucleus
Molecular function (GO): RNA polymerase II cis-regulatory region sequence-specific DNA binding; DNA-binding transcription factor activity, RNA polymerase II-specific
Source: RefSeq, a predicted model, not a curated record